UCUUCUCCCAUUUCCUUGGCCUUGGCCCAUAUAUACUCUGUGAGAUAUAUGUACACGGCUGAGCCGUGUGACGUCAUAAUCGCUCCUAGCGCCUCUGCUGGCAAAAGGCUGAACUCAAAAUUUUCGCUCUCCCAUAAGAGACAAAAUUUAACCAAGGAUGCUCUCUCUGUAUGUACAACUCUUUAUUCUCUGUGAUUACACCCCUUCCGAGGGAGACGAGCUUCGGUUAAUAUCAUUUUUAAUGCGUUUGCGUAACAAUCACACGUACCUGCGACAGUCUGCCCUAUCCACUGGCGGCUCCUCUAGUCCGCUUCUUACCGAAUCCGCUAAUUAAAUUUAAUGUUACGAGUGAAAAAGCCAGAACAGCCAAUGUCAGCUUUCAACAGCAGAGCAGAAGCACAACAAAAGGGAAAUUGCAAACGGAGGAGGGGAAGACGUUUUUCACGAAAGAGACAUCGAAGGUCGCCAUGUUUUCUCGUGGCCGCGCACAUUUGAACAAGUUAAUUUCGGCGGCAACAGAUCCCGCACCAGCAGAGAACCUCAUUGAAAUUUAAUUUUUUCCCUUUAGUCGACAUUAAAUGAUUACAAUUAAAUUAAAAUUUUAAAAUCUAUGACGUGGUAUAAUUUUUUGUUCAUUAAAAAGCUUUCAGCAAUUGCAUAAAUUAAUAGAUAGAGUAUUUAUUGAACACAACUAGGUGUACAACGGGUGUCUAAAGCUAAUUUGUCUUCCUAAAAUUAAUUUUACAAUUAAGCUUGUUUCGAUAAUUAUUACAAAGUACAAAAUUAGUUAAUUUUGAUUUUUGCAGCCUCUCUUAGGCUUAGUUUUCGUUCAUUACAUUCAAGAAUAUGAUAUUGUGAACAUUUCUUACCGCAGUGCUUGCAUUCACAAUCUAUUGUCGCUUGAGAAUGAAAAUUUUUAUUCUUAAAAUCAGUGCCGGACUGGCUCUAAAAAUUUUACCGGGCGUUUUUAAAAUAGGCGGCCCACGCCAACUAAACGGCCCAAUUUUGCGCGCCGGCUUCGCCGGCGACGGCCCUCUAACGGGCCCCCGGCCGCGAUAUUCCGAACCCCACAUCAAUUGGGCGCAUUGUGUGGAAUUGGCGCUCAAAUUCAAAAUUCCCAGAGUUUGAUCAUUAAAAAAUCAGUCAAGAAAGCGAUAGAAUUGAAAAAAAAUAUUUAAUUGACACUGAAUGAAAAUAAUAUGUCUUUGAAAAUUAAUUUGAACAUUUUAGAACAACAAAUCUUCAUAUAAAGCGUUCUAGUUGGAAAGUUUACAGAUAUUUUAUUGUUGACUCCACAAUACACGUGCACUUGAUCAUACUGCAAUUGCACCAAAUAUUAUCAAUCCUUUUGUUUACUUUUGGCCUUUUGUUCUGACGAAUGAAAAGAAAAAAAUUCUUAUUAAAUAAUGGCAGUAGCAAGUCCCACUAAAAAUAUUUUUCCCACGUCCUUCAAUACAAUCUGUGUGGAGAGCUCAACAGAAAAGAUUGUUUUGAGGGCUAUGUUGCAAAAUGAAUCUGAUGCCAAUCAAUGGAAAGAAGAUAUUUGUGCUAUUAGUAGAUCUCAGUGGACAGUCCUUUACGAAAGGGAUAAUCUCGAGAGGUUUGUUGUUCACAAAAAAUGGUAUUGUCACUUCAGCAAGUUAAACAAGACUGAAAAUUCUACAAGGAGCACUGACUGCAAGGCUAAGCUUGAUAUCAAAAUUAAGCUGAAUACUAGAAAUACAAGAAACAAAGACAAAUACAUUAGGCCUGAUAAAAAUGGAAUUAGUAGACCUGCAGUGAUCACCAUCACAGGGGUGCACAAUCACCACCUUAGAAGUGCUGAUACGCUUCGACUGAACCGAGUUCCCAAAAGUCUCGAAGAUACUUUUAUGUCAUAUUUUGAUGAUGGUAAUACCCCAGCGCAAGCAAGGCGCUUGCACGAAGAUCUCCUCGUGUCCGCUGACGCAAUGGUUGAUUUGGCUGAUAAUGCACACAAUCCAACACGGCGGUGUGUGCAUCAUAUGCAUGAGAAGUGGAGUAAAAAAAACUUUGGAGGUCAAAGUGAUUCACCUUUAAUGAAAAUCAUUGAAAAGAACGAAAAUAACUACUAUUUAGAAAGAGACACCCAAGUUUAUGUGACGGUGAAGGAUGAAAAUUGGGCUGUUUUGGUCGUGACUCCAAUCAUGAAAAGGGUGCAACACUUAGAAUCUGCAAAAGAGAGUCUAUUCGUAGAUUCAACAUCAAGUGUUGAUGUGACCCACUGCACUUUAACCUCAAUGACUGUUCCCUCAAAAGCAGGGGCUCUUCCAUUGUGCCUGCUGCUUCACAAUGGCCAAUCAGAGGAUUGCUAUAAAUUAGCCUUUUCCCUGGUAAAAGAUCAUUGCCCAAAGGCAUUUGGAGGAAAUACGGAGCCCCUCACUACAAUGACUGAUGACAGUUCUGCUGAGAGAGGAGCUCUUGCUGCUGUGUGGCCAUCAUCUCGCCAGCUAUUGUGCACUUUCCAUGUAUUAUCAAAGGAAUGGAAAUGGCUCCUAUCUAAUUCUACCAAGGAUGUGAGGAAAAAACUGAUGGGCCUAUUUUACAAAGUCGUUUAUGCUGCAAAUCAAGAGGAAUUUGACAAAGGAGUGGAUGAGAUCCAAAGUUUGAAGUCAGAAAAAAAAUUCGUUGCUCGGUUUGAAAAGUACCUAAAAAGAAAAAAUGAAUGGGCUAUUUACAAAAGGAGUGAUCUUCUAUUAAGAAACAACCACACCAACAACUAUGCAGAGUCCAGCAUCAAAAUUGUUAAAGAGGCUGUACUUGAUAGAAUGAAGGCAUUCAAUCCUGUGGCCUUGGUAGAAUUUGUAAUUGGGCCCAUGGAGUCUUACUACAAGCGGCGGCUCCUUGACCAUGCACAUAAUCGACACUCAGCCCACUCCAUUGUCUUCCACAAGUUACUAAGCAGGAUGGAAAAGAUCAAACCUGAAUCAAUCAAACAAAUUGAGGAGUUUGUUUUUUCUGUCCCAAGUGCUAACAGAAAUGGCACCUUUUAUGAAGUCCAUUCAAAGAUUGGUGUGUGCUCCUGUCCAGUUGGUGAGGGUGGUGCAUUCUGCAAACACCAAUCUCUGCUUGUUAAAUACUUCAACAUCUCCAUGCCCUCGGCUCCUCCACUUCUUAGUGGCGAUCGACUCGAACUUGCUCGCUUGGCCCUCGGCAGCAAAUGCCCUGACUUGAAAUUCUUUUUAGGCCGAACAGAAGUUGAUCCAACUGAAAAGGAGCCAAAUUUAGAUGUUGCUCAUUUUGUGUCGGAUGCACAAGUGGAAUUUGACGAAGAGCUUCACGCAUGCGAAAUUCAUAGUGAAGAACAAGACCUUGAUCCUUUUGAUGAGGCUGAGAAAGAAGAUUUGGUGAAUGAGUGCAAAGAUGCAUUUGCCAGCUUGAUCGAGUUGGCCAAAACUGAUGCAUCAAACGAAUUGCUAAGAAAGUUAAGUAAGGCUUUGAACAAACCGAAGAGUGCACCUGCUGCCACAGCUUCCAUUGUUGCCAUCUAUCGGCAGAUUGGUUCUGUCUGCUCACGAAGUGGACGAAUUCCCAUUCAGUCAAGUGGGCGAGCAAGAAGACGAAAGGGUGUUUCGAAAGGUGCUGCUCAAGUUCCACAAGGCCGUCCACCAAAAAUCAAGCAACACAAUACACCAGAGGUGCAGAAAUCCACAACAAACCAAGGCAAAAGAAAGGUGACUCCAUCUUUAGUCAGUCAGCCUAAGAGACAAAGAAAUUUAAGUCAAGCUGUUCGAGAAAAUGUAGCAAACGCCAAAUCACACUAGUUUAAUAAAUAG
Neocloeon triangulifer is the source of this 3794-nucleotide messenger RNA. RefSeq lists its product as uncharacterized. Lineage: Eukaryota; Metazoa; Arthropoda; Insecta; Ephemeroptera; Baetidae. The coding region runs from base 1407 to 3782 and encodes 791 amino acids. The transcript has 9 exons. The record is from RefSeq and is a predicted model, not a curated record. Gene Ontology annotation, molecular function: zinc ion binding.